AUGGCCCAGAGUGCAUUGCUGGGGGAGACGGGCUGUCAGGGCUGCAAGCUGGAGUUUGAGCCAAGGAGAGAGCAUCAGCUAGGGAGGAAAGGUCUGGGCUGCUUCACCCAAACCCCUCCUGUCCUUCUCCUCAUCCCUCAGUCCUGGGGUGGAAUGACACCUCAUUUAAAGUUGCUUUCCCAGGAGGCCAUGCUGCAGGGCUUUUAUGUGGUGGUGUUUCACCAUCGCGGGACAGCGGGAUCCCCGUUAAGUACAGCACGACUGAUGGAGUUUGGAGACCCGUCUGAUCUUGAAGAGGCAGUGGCUUACGUCCACAGCCGUCGGCCGUCCUCCAUGCUAUUUGCAGUGAGUGAGGGUUCAGGCUCAGGUGUCCUCCUCUCCUAUUUGGGAGAAUGUGGGUCCGGCUCCCACCUGACUGCAGCUGCAGCCAUCUCACCCGUGCUGCUGGGCCAGCUGUGGUUUGAAACACUGAUGCCUCCGAUUUAUCGAUGGGGGGCGCUUUUUCACCGGAAACAGCAGCUCAGUAGAUAUGAAAACUCUCUGAAAGGCAUCCUGGAUGUGGAUCGGGCUCUCAGCUCUUCAUCCCUCAGGGAGUUUGAAGAAGCCCUUUUCUGCACAUCAGCCCCGCCUCAGCAGCAACAAACUCAUGGGUCUUCCCCUCUGAAGGGUCUGGCCCCCUCGUUGGCCUGGACACUGGGUGAAAGAGCUUACCUGGCAAAGGACUGGGAGGGCUACUGGGGAAGGAAUGAACCUCUGAGGGAUGCGGAUGAGGUGGCGGUUCCCGUCCUCUGCAUCUGCAGCAGGGACGACCCCAUCCUCCCACCAGCCUCCACCCUUCCCCUUCCCCUCUUCCUGAGCAAUCCUUACUUUCUCCUGGUGUUGACGGACAGAGGAGGCCACUGUGGGUUCACACUGGAGAGACGAGCAGAGGCGGAUGAAGGGAGGACAAGGACUGAAGAGGAGGAUGAAAAAAGAUGGAGCCACAUCCUGGCUCUGGAAUACUUCAGAGUGGUAGCCGAUUUCCUAAAAUACGAGGAGAGCGAUGAAACACGCUGGAGGAGAUCACUUGAUGGGAGUCAAAGUGUACAGAGGAGGACAGAGACGAUGGCGGUCCCUCGUAGAAGGAGAACCAAUGUGAUGAGGAGACCUAAAGCCCAGUCAUCACAGCACAGCGGUGUGGACGAUCCAGAGAACUUCACCUGGAAGAGGUCCUACACCCGCUAAGGAGACUAGUUUUUGAAGAGGUUAAAGGUGGCUUUUACAAAAAAUGUAAAUGUAAACUCUCAAAACAUCUUUAAAAAAAAUUUAAAUAAAAACUUAAUAAUAGAAUGUGCUAAAAUCAGAAGAAAUCGAGUUUUUAACAAUGAAAAAAAAAACAUUCAAGAGAUGUUCUGAUCUCAUUUCACUUUAAGAUCUUGAAGUCUUUCGCUUUGCUUUUUGCUCUACAACUACUAGAACUACUUGUUCUGAAUUUUCCCUGAGCAUGUUUACAUAUUCAAGAAAGAACUGUGGAAAUGAGGGGAUAAACAGUUUUCUCACAAAAAACUCUUUCAAUAAUUCGUACUCAUAGAAAUAUUCCUUCAAUAAACCUUCAAUUACAUUUCUUCAUUUGAAGUUUAAAAACCUUAAAAGAAUACUUUAAGAUGACUUUGUGGACACAAAAAAGCACCAAGACCAUGAAAUAUUAAAAUUACUUUAUUACAGAUGAUUUUUUUUGUAUCCAGUAGCCCUCUUCAAAGAAAAAGAAAAAAAGUAAUUACAAACAAAAUAUUACAUUUAUCCCCUAAACUUUGCCUCUGCAUUUACUUUAUACACUUUAAAUCUUUUUAUCAUCUGAAGGAAUAUCUGCUUUAAUCUUCUCUGAGACAUUCUGUUUUUGCACAAUCUAUACAGUUUAAUACAGAUUUCUGAACCAGGGGAUUAAAACAGCAAGAUCCACAUAUCGACAGGAGAGAUAAAAAGAAAUACUGAUAAACAGACUGUACAGAGACUUGACCCUGCCUUCCGCCUUCCUGUCAGCCGACGGCUGUCACUCUGUCACACUGAGGGCGGGGCAUCACAGUAGACUCUUUAAUCUGGUCAGCUACUUGUGCAAUCAGUGCAACUGAUCCAGUUGUGGGUGACCAAAGUCUAAAGCUAGACUCAACCCCGCAACCUCGCAAGAAAAAAAGAAAAAAAACACCUGUGAGUUUCAGUAAGCAUGAGGUCUUAAACUUUGUUGCUCACUUGGCCCUCUGCAGACGAUAUCUAGAAAAUAAAAGGAGGAAUUUUUAAGACAAAAAUAAAAAUAAAGUGGAGAGGAGCUGGAGAAGAGGUGGAUAAAAGAUGCACCAGCUUCUGGAUAAAGAAAACCGGCAUGUUUGCCUGCAUAAUCGUUGUCGUUUUUCUUUCUAAAGGCAAAAACAUCCAAUUCUGAGACACAAUAGUUGAAAGAAAGGAGGCCCAUUGAUAAAUAAAUCAGGAAUAAAACCAAAAUGGCUUUGUUUUCAAAAUCUCAAAUAAUGGAGGCGUCAUUUUUGUAACAGCUGUUAAAAAGUUUAAUCCAAAAUUUUGCAGAGUGCACCAACUAUUUCAGAUUUCAGGAAAUUUCUCAAAUAUAUAUUUUGGGACAAUUCCUUCUCCACACUUGCAUAACCUUCACCUCGUGCCCGAGGGUCCUU
Messenger RNA from Oryzias latipes (Japanese medaka), 2660 nucleotides. Its product is annotated as protein ABHD15. Lineage: Eukaryota; Metazoa; Chordata; Actinopteri; Beloniformes; Adrianichthyidae. Gene Ontology annotation, molecular function: short-chain carboxylesterase activity; monoacylglycerol lipase activity. Gene Ontology annotation, biological process: lipid metabolic process. The record is from RefSeq and is a predicted model, not a curated record.